AUGUGUAUUUCCUGGCUAUUCCGUCCGCUUUCCACUUGCUUCAGUAGAGGUUAUCCAUUUUAUCCCAAUGAAUAUUCCUGUAUGAAUCUUGAUAAUUUCAGAUCACGACAAGCCGUCCAAUUCGCCGACGGACGGGCCUGAAGAUCUCGCUUUCGGCCAAUCUACCUCUUCCAAUUAUCGUAUGCUGACCGAUUUAUUCAAUUAGUCAAAGAAACGCUUUCAGAAAUGACUUCAAAUGAAGAUGUGAGCAGACACGGAACAAAAGUGAAGAAGAGCACAGUGGGAGACGCCACGUCGACGAACGGAAAGAACAAAACGGGCGGUCGGUCACCACGUAAAACCAUUUCGUUCGUCUCUUCCAAGUUCUGGUUACGACUCGUUCGUCCGUGGAAAUGGAGGAAUCUCAGGCGGAAAGUCAGAAGGUUGGUUCCGGAGCGCAGCCAAUCAAUACGCUCUUCCGAAAGAUUGUUCAGAAGCGACAGUGAACGAUCUUCCUCGCACAACCGAGUGAAUUCGGUUUCCAACUUCCCGACGACGUCUCCGUCUCUUCCAGAAUUGUCAUCGAUUGUCAGAGACGAUAUUGCAGAUGUGGCCGCCGGCGCAGGUGAGGCUUUGAUCACAAAAUUUCGAAAAAGCCCCCAAGUUUUGAAUUCCACCCCCGACAAUACAGAGAGCGUGGUCCGUGGAGAGACGCAGACUAUCGGCGACUAUUUGCUCGGAGACGCCACUUGAACGAUGGUGUGAACCUCACAAAAAACAGUUUCCGCCGGAAGUUGUGCACGUUAUUCGUCCUCUUCUCGUCCGCGCUCUUCUCUUAUCUCUUGUUCUCUUUGCUCAGCCAGACUCCGCCACGGGUUAUCAGUUUCUUUUCUUCACAGAGCACAAAGAUGCUCGCGAUAUCUCGUGCUUUCGUGAGCCGCUGCCUCUGCUGCAGCUUCGCAUUGUUCCCCGAGCAACAGUUGUUAUUGCAGACAACUCGGAAGCGAUCACCUACCGACCCGCCACCUCCGCCUCGAACUUUUCCGAAACGUGAGUAUUUCUCUAUGAUUUAUGAGCAUUUGGUGUACAACAUGUAACACUGAUAUCCUGCUUUUUUCAUUCUUGUUUCAUUAGUUUCCUCACAAAAUGGCUCAAUAUCUAAGUCGAUAUCUCAUUCAUCACUUUAUUACCACGUGAUUUCGAAGGUUUGUUAUUGCAGUUCUCAGCCGCAGCCGUUGAUCGUCGAUCCCUCCCGCGUGGCGCUCGUUCGGACUCGUCUUCAAGACUCCGCCGAGCUUGCCACUUCCUCAUCAUCCUCCAUUCCUCAACGGGUUCAAUUUGUGCAUUCAUCUUCUGCAAAUAAUUCGGCAGUUUUCAACGCUCCGCCUCCUCCAGCUCUGAUCAUCCAGCCACCGAACGAUCGGGAUUCGGACGAAGAGAAUAUCAAUUACGAUCAGAGCACAGAGAGUGAGCACGAAGAAGAAGAGGGAGAGAGUAUGCGUGCUGCCGCGAGAAGAGGAGAACUUAGCCCGCAGACGUCCCGAAUGCUCAAGGAAGGCUACCGUCGCAUCGAGGCGAAGGAGCCGAACUUCACCGCGCAGCCGGAUAAACCGGUCCUCCGCAAGCCGGGCCAGCCAUCGAGACUGCGACUAAACGGGAAGACGGGCCGUUCGUCGAAGGAAGAAGGCGACAGCAGUCCGUUGCCUUCAAAACUGACGGACGAUAGCGACAGCGAUGCUCCGAUUCAGUACAGGGACGAGCCGAUGAGUGCUGCUGCCGCCGCCGCACGGAGAGCCGCCAAUGUGGCACCUCCGACGUCUUCAUCAAAUACAGAUGAUGAGGAAGAGGAAGACGUUCCGAUUCAGAAAAGUGAGUGGGAAGGGGAACAAUUUAGAAAGUGCAGGUGAUUUGAUUCUUCAGACGGUCUGGCUUCAAAAGUGGCCAGAAGAGAUACGAUUGCGUUGAAGUUGGAUGCUCCGCCGUGUAAGGAUGACAUAAACGGGCAGACGGCCGACGAUCGGAAGAAGCUCAUGAAGACGGCGUCAAUCAAAUUGGCACGGUAAGCUGGAUUCAGAUUAUCCUCGCAACGAAAGAGUCAGUUUUUAUAGAAAAUUGAGCGAACGUCCGACGCCAGAAGAACUCGAAGAUAGGAAUAUUUUGAGAAGACGUGGAAUGACGACGUCUGAAGCGAUGGAGGAAAAACGAAAAUUACUUCUCAGAAAGGUAGGCGUUCAUUAAAUUGGCAAAUGAAUGAAAUGAUCCGUUUCAGCUGAGUUUCCGACCGACAAUUAUGCAGCUCAAAGAGCAGCAGAUAAUUCAAUUCAACGAUUACGUCGAAGUGACACAGGCAGAGGUCUACGACCGUAAAACGGACAAACCGUGGACCCGCCUGACGCCUUCCGACAAGGCGAUGAUCCGGAAGGAACUGAACGACUUCAAGGCGACCGAAAUGGAUGUGCACGAGGAGAGCCGUGUAUUCACAAGGUAUUUCCCACUGUUCGGUCCGUUUCCGCUCGAGACCCAAAUUGUUGCAGAUUCCACCGAUGA
This is a messenger RNA of Caenorhabditis sp. 36 PRJEB53466, 2526 nucleotides long. The record is from the annotation of a GenBank genome assembly. NCBI's taxonomy places the organism in Eukaryota, Metazoa, Nematoda, Chromadorea, Rhabditida, Rhabditidae.